Messenger RNA from Equus quagga, 1022 nucleotides. RefSeq names its product melanocortin-2 receptor accessory protein-like. Bases 153 to 662 code for a protein of 169 amino acids. NCBI's taxonomy places the organism in Eukaryota, Metazoa, Chordata, Mammalia, Perissodactyla, Equidae. The record is from RefSeq and is a predicted model, not a curated record. The transcript is spliced from 4 exons. Gene Ontology annotation, molecular function: corticotropin hormone receptor binding; type 1 melanocortin receptor binding; type 3 melanocortin receptor binding. Gene Ontology annotation, cellular component: plasma membrane; endoplasmic reticulum. Gene Ontology annotation, biological process: regulation of adenylate cyclase-activating G protein-coupled receptor signaling pathway; protein localization to plasma membrane.
GGGGCAGGGGGGUUCUUUUGGUUUAAUUAAUUGACUAUGUGUACUUGAGAGAGGUUACAAGUUCAGGGCCAACAUCACAAAACUUCUGCCCUCAGAUGUUGAACCUAAGCCAGUGACUUGCCGGUUGCUUAAUAGCAUCAAGUAUUGCCUUAAUGGCUCCGAGGAGCUCCGGAUGCGCUGCAGACAUGGCCAACCAGACCAACACCUCCGCCCCAUUCUACAGCUACGAAUAUUACCUGGACUACCUGGACCUCAUUCCCGUGGAUGAGAGGAAGCUGAAAGCCAACAAGCAUUCCAUCGUCAUCGUCUUCUGGGUGAGCCUGGCGGCCUUCGUGGUGCUUCUCUUCCUCAUCCUGCUCUACAUGUCCUGGUCGGGCUCCCCGCAGACGAGGGACAACACCCAGCACCACCCAACAUGUCCCUGGAGUCACAGCCUCAACCUCCCCUUCUGUGUCCGGAGGCACCCACUGCACCACAGGGACCCUCGGGGGACCCCGCAGGCUCCACCGAGCUCGGCUGAGGAACCAGGCAGCAGAGCAUCCGGCCGCGAUCAGCAGCCGCAGGGAGAGAGCCCCUCUGCCUUGUCCCCCACAGCCCCCCAGGCCCACUGUGCCCUCCUCUGGGAACUGACCCCUGAUGGGGACCCCCACCGCGUCAGCUGAUGUCAGGAAUGAGUUCAGCGAGCCUCCCCCUGGAGACUGAACCUCCGGACUGUAGAACCGACACCAGCAAACCACAGCCAUUGCCGAGGGAACCAGGGAACUCAGACCAACCUGGACACGCACAUGCGUUCAGAAAGCCCGUUCACACGUAGCAGGAAGCACACCCGGGUCAAGAGUGACUCUGCCAGGAGGCAGAUAACAUGCAUUUAUCCAAGGAUGGCAACGCCUAACCACCCAGCAUGGGAAAGUAGUCUCUGAUAUUGCUCAUUUUAUUUAGUGCACUUAAACCUGCUUAUUUACUGCUUAUGUUUGCUUUGGGAAGGACAGAAAAAUAAAUAUGUAUGAACUAAAUUUAAAAAA